GGCCACGGUCGUCAAUCGUCAGUGGUCAGUGGUCAGUGAUCAGUAAUCGGUGAUCAGUGAUCAGUGCCGUAGUGGUGGUCAGUCAGUUACUGACCACGGCCGUCAACUAACACAUUACAGAAAUGUAUACGCAGUUUAUAUUCGUAUAUGGAUUUUAGUGAUUCUAAUAGAUGUUAGGUCUCACUGUUUAGGAACGAGAAACCCUCUUUUAGUCACGUGCGAUUUCCACGUGAGGCAGCUCAUGAAAUCAGAAAUUUUCUCGACAUGAUGAACAUUAGAGUAUUCCUCAUAUUCGCAAGUAUUUUUACCGCCAGCUGUUCCAGCACCGAUGAUCUCGAUUUGGGCACGGUCGUUUUCGCAAAUAUUUUAUAUAGACAUGGUGAUAGAACUCCUGUUGGACGUUACAAAAAUGAUCCUUAUAAUGAAACAUCUUGGCCAGUUCCAUAUGGACAAUUGACAAAUCUUGGAAAACAUCAACACUUACUCCUUGGGCGCUGGCUGAGGAAACGAUAUUCUCAUCUUUUAAGCAACAUUUAUACACCAUAUGACAUUUACGUUCUAAGUACGGAUGUAGAUCGUACAUUAAUGUCGGCGGAAGCGAAUCUGGCAGGACUUUAUCCGCCAGUGAAGGACCAAGUCUGGGACGAUAUCAAAUGGAUGCCAAUUCCUGUGCACACUAUUCCAGAAAAGCAAGAUUAUGUGUUGAAGGCUAGCAAAUACUGUCCGCGAUAUAAUUAUGAACUGGAAAAAGUCUUAACAUCGCCAGAAAUGAAACGCAUAAAUAAAGCGAAUGCAAAGCUUUAUGCUUAUUUAACCGAGAACAGUGGAAAUAAAAUAUCUUCAUUAGAAGAAGUUAAUCAAUUAUACAAUAUUUUAUAUAUUCAGAAUUUAUACAACAAAACUCUACCUCAGUGGACAAAGUCUGUGUUUCCAGACAAGAUGAAACCUCUCGCUGCGCUCAGUUUCACGACAGAAGCCUAUAACAUAAUACUUCAGAGAUUAAAGUCAGGUUCAUUACUUGGAGAAAUAAUAGAUCACAUGGUCAAAAAAGUACAAAAUACUUUAAAACCUGACAGGAAGAUAUGGAUGUACAGUGCUCAUGAUGAAACUAUAGCAAAUAUGUUAAUGACUUUGAAUUUAUUUGAUCUUCACUGUCCACCUUAUGCUGCUAUGAUUCUCAUAGAAUUGAGGACAAAUUCUAAAAACCAAUAUUUUGUAACGGUUUCUUAUAAAAAUAGUACUGCGGAACCAAUACUUAUGACGUUACCAGGCUGUAAUACAUUAUGCCCUGUAAAUGAAUUUAUUAACUUGACAAGAAAUGCUGUACCUGAAGACUGGGAAAGAGAAUGUUUAAUAGCUUGGGAGGAUAUAAGUUCUAGCGACAUUAUUGCGAUCCUGGCGUCGUCUAUAUUAAUGUUGGUUUUAUUGGUUCUAUUAAUAAUAGCUUUUAUAUACUGGCGUCAUAAAAAAGAACAGAGACAGUAUUAUUUUCGUUUGACAUAUAACGAUUACAAUGAUGCCAUAUAAUGAAAUUGGUAAAAAAUAAUAGCAAAACAUUGAAAAAUGUUAAUCAUUAAUUAUUAAUGCCUACAAUAAAAUUGGGCAAGAUAGAUUCUUUUUGCGAUCUCAAGAGAAACAGGAUGAAAUAUUAAAUACAUGAGGGAAACAAUUUAAAUAACAUUUUUAAUUAUACAUUAUAUUUUUAGAAAAAUUUUUUAUGAUGAAUGACAAGAUUUGAUCAUUGACUUUUUUUUAUUGUACUAUACCGCGCAAAAAAAACAACUAUUAGUUUUUAAAAUAAGACUAUAUUUUAUUGUUAAGCGAAUCAUUAUGUGAUAUAUCACUCAUUAGACUCAUUACAUGACUAACAUCGAUUAUUGUUGUCUAUAUUAUAGGCGUAUUUUAAACGUCAGUUUAUUUUCAUAAAGGGAUAUUCAUGAUAUUUCUUUGAGAAUUUUGAUUUGCUUAUUGCAAAAUUUUUACAUAAUAAUAAUUCAUUAGAAACUGAGAAAAAUCAAGUCUGACUAUCAAGAUAAAAUAAUGAUUUAUACUAUAUUCCCUAUUACUUAAGAGAUAUUAAAUCCAAAUAGACAAAUGGAUAUCUCCAAAUUUUUUAGAAUUAUUUCAUUUUAAGACAUAAAAGAGACAAAUAAUCAGGUACUUUUAUAAAGAGAAAAUACAUGUAUUAUGUGAUAAUUGUUAUAUAAAUGUUAUUUGUGAUAUCUCGUUAUAUCAUUAAACUUAAAAUUGUAUGAAUGUACAAUAAACAUGUAGAAUGAUUAAUUAAACAUAUUGUAGAAUACAAUGCGCAAUGGACAAAUUUUGCAGCAAAAAUUUGAAUUGAGAAGAAACAAGAAUUUUUUUUCAUAGAAUCAUUGUGGUUUAAUUAUUAUUGCUACCUGUACAAUACAUGUGAUAUUGCAAUGAUUGUCUAGUCAUAGUGUAUUGAGCUACACCAUGUUCACAAAUUUUUUCUUCAUACAAUACAAUAGUAAAUUGUGUGAAAAGCUAAUGUGUGUGUAUAACACUGCCUAUAAAGAAAUAUUUAGUUGCAGAAAAUCAAUGAGUAAAUAAUAUGAUAGUAAUAAUCUUUCAAAUUACAACACAGUAUAUUUAUAAGAAUAUAUCUUUUUUAUUUUUAUAUAAUAUUCAUUGAAAUAUUGCAAAUACAUAUUGUGGGAUUUGGCAUAUAGAAUAUGUUUUUGUUUUAAAAUCGAGCAUCUUAUAAUAGAUGCAAAUAAUUACGUAUAUAAAAAUAAAAGAAAAUACGUAUUUUAUCUCCAAUUAGAACUAUUUUUGUGAUACUUUAAACAAUAUAUAAAUAGUGUGAUGUAAUUAAUAACAAACUUAUGGAUUUGCUGUCAUACUGAUAAGAUUGCAGGUAUUAUUUAUACAGUAAAUAAAUAUUAUUUUAUAUGCGUAAAAA
Molecule: messenger RNA, 2926 nt
Organism: Cataglyphis hispanica
Lineage: Eukaryota; Metazoa; Arthropoda; Insecta; Hymenoptera; Formicidae
Product: prostatic acid phosphatase-like
Exons: 7
Coding region: 265-1527 (420 amino acids)
Biological process (GO): dephosphorylation
Molecular function (GO): phosphatase activity
Source: RefSeq, a predicted model, not a curated record